AUGCCGGAGCAGAAAGUUAGGAUUGGAUUCGUCGGCGUCGGCAACAUGGGGCAAUGCGCCCACCUGAAGAACUAUGCGAAUUUAGAUAUUUGUCAGGUAGUUGCGAUUGCUGAGAUACGUGAACCGCUGCGCCGAAAGGUUGCUGCCCGCUACGGCAUCCCAAAUACCUAUCCUACACACGAAGAGAUGUUGCAAAAUGAAGCGUUAGAUGGUAUCGUGGCUGCCCAACCUUUUGGUCGAUAUGGGAUACUUGUGCCUGAACUUCUCAAGGCAGGGGUCCCCGUCUUUACCGAGAAACCGCUUGCUGCUUCCAUCGAAGCGGGCGAAAAAAUUGUGGAUGCCAUGAGAACGAGUGGGACUUGGCAUAUGGUUGGUUACCACAAACGCAGUGACUUAGCAACGAUGUACGCAAAGACGGAAAUCGAGUGUCUCAAAGCAUCGGGUGAACUUGGCAAAAUGACCCCUCCACUGGAGUGGGACGCACCUGCCCCCGACAUGAAUGACGAGCUUCGGAACCAGUAUAACGGUUUUGUCAACUAUUACAUCCAUCAGAUCAAUCUGAUGCGCUACCUGCUUGGAGAACCCUAUACGGUUACCUAUGCCGACCCUUCUGGCGUACUGUUGGCAGGGCAGAGCGAGAACGGCAUCGCUUGCACUAUUGAAAUGUCCCCCUACAGCACGACGAUUGAUUGGCAGGAAUCUGCGCUUGUGUGUUUUGAGCGGGGUUAUAUAAAGAUUGAAUUGCCAGCACCGCUAGCGAGUAACCGUCCGGGUCGCGUUGAGAUACUGCGGGACCCCGGUGAAGCCGAUCACUUCCGUACACUGUGGCAGUCACAGGGGACAGUCGAAUUCAUACGCCUCGACCCUAGUGACCAGCGAAACCUCGGCGAGAUCGCCUCACAUCCCGCCGAAAUCAAACGGCUCGCGUGUCUUAGUGUACCCGUGACGUUGGAAUGUCUACAGCGUUUCACGGGACUAGAGGAAGCAACCUUCCAAGGCAGCUACGGUAGUAGCGUAUCAGAGGGACCGAUUCAGGAACAUAUCCAGCAGGCAGGAAUCACGGUUUAUAACCAUCCGACCGAAGGAUUUUGGGGGCAAACUGUGGCAGAGUACGGUCUUGCGUUGACGCUGUGUGGAUUGCGUCGCAUCCCACAACUACAUCGUGCAAUCCUUAGCAGCCUAGUACCCUGGGACUACGAAGCACCCAACAGCAUGGGUCGUCCCGGGGGACGUGGGCAUCAAUUUGGUGAUGACUCAAACUUUACCAGUGGCACAAUUGCAGGGAAACGGGUGCGUAUUGUCGGUGCCGGAAACAUUAGCAGUCGCUACGCCAGUUUUGUAAAUAUGCUGGGUGCGGAUGUAGCGGUUUGGGAUCCGUAUGCUAGUGAGCCCUGUUUUCAUCGCGCAGGUUCUCGGAAGGAAUGGCACCUUUCUGAAUUGGUUAAAGACGCUGAAAUCUUUGCACCGAUGGUGCCUUUGUUAGAAUCAACGCGGGGCAUUGUUACUGCAGAGCAUAUCAACGCGCUGCCGAAAGGCUGUCUAGUGGUUCUGGCAACGCGUGCAAGGAUUUGCGAUAUGGAGGCAGUGCGAAGGCGGGUUCUUACUGACGAAUUGAGCCUUGCCGCUGAUGUCUGGGAUGUGGAACCACUUCCGUUAGACGAUCCACUUCUGGGACGGCAUAACGUCGUCCAUACGCCACAUAACGCAGGACGGACCAUUGACGCCAACCGGGCAUGGGCGGAGAAAUUAGUGGUACAAUUUAAGCCACAGUAG
Molecule: messenger RNA, 1773 nt
Organism: Geodia barretti
Lineage: Eukaryota; Metazoa; Porifera; Demospongiae; Tetractinellida; Geodiidae
Source: the annotation of a GenBank genome assembly